Molecule: messenger RNA, 5043 nt
Organism: Egretta garzetta (little egret)
Lineage: Eukaryota; Metazoa; Chordata; Aves; Pelecaniformes; Ardeidae
Product: abnormal spindle-like microcephaly-associated protein homolog
Exons: 5
Molecular function (GO): protein binding
Source: RefSeq, a predicted model, not a curated record
GUGGAAAAUUUCACAGUGUGUUUCUCAGAUGGUAGAGUAUUAUGUCAUUUGAUUCAUCAUUAUCAUCCGUGUUACGUGCCUUUGGAAGCUGUGUGUCAACGUACAACUCAAACAGUAGAAUGCUCAAGAACCCAUACAGUGGGACUAAACUCUUCCUCCUCAUCCUCUUCAGAGUCUGAUACUUCUCUAAAUGUUAAGGAAGGAACGUUCGACCAAACUGUAAAUGUCUCCGCCCUAUACAAGGAACUCUUGGACAAUGAAAGGAAAAACUUCCAGCUGAUCAAUGCUGCAGUUUCUGACCUAGGCGGAAUACCAGCAAUGAUUCAUCACUCGGACAUGUCAAAUACAAUUCCUGAUGAGAAGGUUGUUAUUACCUAUGUAUCAUUUCUGUGUUCGCGGCUUCUAGAUCUUCGGCAAGAAAGUCGAGCUGCUCAAUUAAUUCAGUCUGCCUGGAGGAAUUACAGGCUGAAAAGGGAACUGAAACUUUCUCAGGAGAGAGACAGAGCUGCUCGGAUAAUUCAAAAAUCUGCAGUUAACUUCUUGUCUCGUCGACGCAUCCUGAAGAAAGUGAAUGCAGCAGUUUGCAUCCAGAAGCACUGGAGAAGAUACUUAGCCAGGACGAACUUUUUAAACUUGAAAAAGACAAAAAUGGAGGAAGCCAGAAGUAAAUCUGCCACAGUCAUUCAGGCUUAUUGGAGAAGAUACUCCGCUAGGAAAAGAUAUUUACGACUAAGAUACUAUGUUAUCUUUGUACAAGCAAGGAUAAGGAUGGUGAAGUCUGUUGCUGCAUAUAAACGAAUCCUUUGGGCCACUGUUACAAUUCAGUCUCAUCUGCGUGCAUCGAAGUUGGCAAAAAAAGACCGGCAAAGAUAUGAAAUCUUAAAGUCUUCAGCACUUAUUAUUCAGUCUGCAUUCAGAAGAUGGAGAAAAUACAAAAUUCAACAGCAAAUUAAAGCAACUUUAGUGCUUCAGACUUAUUUCCGAAAGUGGCAGUCUUCAAAACUGGCUAAAAGAAAGAAGGCUACCCUUGUCAUUCAGUCUUGGUAUAGGAUGCACAGAGAGCUGAAGCAGUAUCUACGUAUUAAGCAAAGUGUUAUCAAGAUUCAGGCUUGGUACAGGUGUCAGCUGGCUAGACAUAUUUACCAGGAACACAGGGCAAAAAUAGUGGCAAUCCAGCAGUAUUACAGAGCUUAUAAACUAGGAAAAAUUGAGAGAGAGUACUAUUUGCAAAAGCGUGCAGCAGUGAUAGUUCUCCAAGCUGCUUUUAGAGGCAUGAGGGCACGAAAACUAUUCAGGCAAACAAAAGCAGCUUGUCUUGUUCAAUCAAUGUGGAGAAUGAAAAAAGAGAAACUAAGAUUCCUACGAUUAAAAAACUCUGUUACUACAUUGCAGUCACAUGUGAGAAGAUACCAACAAGUAAAAAGAUACAAAGAGAUUAAAAAUGCAGCUUCUGUAAUUCAAACUUGGUAUAGGUCACAUGUCGCUUCUAAAAAAGCAGCUGCUUCUUUCCAGAGGAUGCGCCUGGCUGCUAUUGUCCUACAGUCUGCCUACAGAGGGAUGGAAGCUAGGAAAGAGGCUCGCAUGUUGAGAUCUGUGAUAAAAAUUCAGUCAAGUUACCGUGCUUAUAUUAUCCAGAAGAGAUUUAAAAACUUAAAAGAUGCAACAGUGAAGAUUCAAGCUUUUGUAAAGAUGAGGCAAGCACAUAAGCAUUAUUGUGCAUUAAGAGAGGCAACACUUUAUGUCCAGCGAAGGUAUCGGUCUCGUAGAUCUGCUCUUCAACUUAAAGAAGAUUAUAGGAAAUUGAAGGGAGCUUGCAUAAGAAUUCAAGCUGCAGUUCGAGGCUAUCUUGUCAGGAAACAAAUACAAAGGUGGAGGGAGACUGCAGUCUUUCUCCAGGCACGCUACAGAAUGAGAAGGGACAGGACAUGCUAUUUAAGCAUCUAUAGUGCUGCUGUUGUUAUUCAAAAACAUUAUCGUGCAUACAAAAAGCAGCUGUGUCAGAGGCAGGAGUUCUUACAAGUUAAAAAAGCAGCUGUGUGCUUACAAGCAGCCUACAGGGGUUAUAAAGCACGCAAAAAGCUUGAACUUGAAUAUAGAGCUGCUAUUAAAAUUCAGACUGCUUUUAGAGCUCAUGCUGCAAGAAUGAAAUAUAUGACAAUGGUUCAGGCCUCCAUUGUGAUUCAGAGGUGGUACAGAGCUUCCAAGACUGGUAACAGGCAAAGACUGAACUUCUUAAUGACAAGAGCGGCAGUGAUUUCUUUACAAGCAGCUUUUCGUGGCUGGAAGGUACGAAAGCAGAUUCAAAGACAGUGUGCUGCUGCUACUAAGAUACAGUCUGCCUUCAGAAAAUUCAUGGCUCUGAAAAAAUUCAGACUUAUGAACCGUGCUGUGCUAACUAUCCAAAAGCAUUACAGAGCCAGUGUUAUAGGCCAGAAACAACAGCAAGAAUAUGUUCGGCUGCGUAAGUCUGCAGUGCGUCUUCAGGCAAUAUGGAGGGGGAAAACUGUGAGAAAAACAAUUCAAAAGAAACAUAAUCUUGCAACAAUUAUUCAGUCCUAUUACAGAAUGCAUGUAAAUCAACUAAAAUAUAAGAAACUGAGACAGGCUACUCUAGUGAUUCAGAAAUACUUCAGAGCUUACUGUACGAAAAAAAAGCAGCGUGCAAUUUAUCUAAAAGUAAAGGCAGCAGUCUUAGUCUUGCAGUCUGCUUAUCGUGGGAUGACUGUGAGGAAACAACUGAGCAAACUAAACAAAGCUGCUACAACUAUACAAGCUGCUUUCAAAUCUUACCUGAUCAAAAAGGACUAUGAAAGGCUUCGAUCUGCAGCUACAGUAGUUCAAAGGCAUUAUCGUGCAAUUAAUCAUGCUAAACAUCAAAAGCAGAAAUAUUUGUCUUUAGAAAAAGCCACAGUCCAAAUGCAGGCGACUUACAGAGGUGUAAGAGUCAGACGACAAAUUCACUGUAUGCAUCAAGCAGCUAUUUGUAUCCAAGCCACAUUUAAGAUGCAUCGCAUGAACAUAAAAUACCAGGCAAUGAGAAUGGCAGCAAUUAUAAUUCAAAGACAAUAUAGAGCAUUUUGUUUAGGCAAAGAACAACGUAAAAAGUACUUGGAGCUAAAGAAGUCUAUCAUUAUUCUUCAGGCUGCCUGUAGAGGCACGAAGGUCCGACAAGACUUAAAAACCAUGCAUCAAUCAGCAGCAAUAAUACAGUCUUAUUAUCGCAUGCACAAACAACAGAGGGAUUUCAGAAAACUGUUGCUGGCAACUAGGCAGAUUCAGCAGUGGUUCCGUGCUUGUAAGGCACGAGAUACACAAGUUCACAACUAUAUGAUUGUGAAAAAUGCUACACUUUGUAUCCAGGCUGCCUUCCGUGGUAUGAAAACAAGAAGACUUCUAAGAACAAUGAGUGAAUCAGCUGAGUGUAUUCAGAGAAGAUUUAGAACUUUUCUCAAAAGAAAAUAUUUUCUUUCCGUUAGGGCAGCUGCUAUUGUAAUUCAGAGAAAAUACAGAGCAACAAAACUAGCAAAAAUUCAACGUCAGAAGUAUCUCUCUCUCCUCAGUGCUGCUGUUACCAUACAGUCUGUCUAUAGAGGCUUUGUGGUAAGAAAAAAAAUCCAGCAGAUGCAUCAAGCUGCUACAGUUAUUCAAGCAACAUUAAGAGCGCGUAACCUGAAGAAAAUUGCAGUACAGCGUUACUCUUCAUUAAAGAAAGCAGCAAUUUGUAUCCAGAAGGCGUUUCGAGACAUGCAAGCAAAAAAACGACAUCGAGAAAUGCACUGCGCUGCUAUUGUUGUUCAGAAAAACUUUAAGGCUUUUAGAGGACGUCAAAGAUAUCUCUCCCUUAAAGCAGCUACUCUUGUCUUUCAGAGAAGAUACAGAGCUUUGGUUCUGUCAAGACAGCAUACUUUGGAGUAUCUUUCUCUUCGCAGAGCAACUAUUCACAUACAGGCUGUGUACAGAGGUAUGAGAGUGCGGAAGAGUAUUGAGUGUAUGCAUUUAGCUGCUAGUACAAUACAGUCAGCCUACAAAAUGCACAGGAACAGAAGGUCCUAUCAGAAUAUGAGAAUUGCAGCUAUUGUUAUACAGAACCACUAUCGAUCCUACGUUAAAGGAAAGAAACAACGGAAGAAAUAUCUGGCAAUGAAGAAUUCUGCUCUUGUUAUUCAAGCAUCAUAUAGAGGCAUGAAGGAACGACAGAAGCUGAAAAUCAUGCAUGUUUCAGCAAUUGUAAUACAGUCUAGUUAUCGCACGUACAUACAACGUAGAUAUUACAAACAGUUGUGCUGGGCUGUCAGAGUUACACAGCAAAGGUUCAGAGCCAAAAUGGCAAAAGAAGCUGACAUGGAAAACUAUGCAAAAAUAAAAAAGGCUGUCAUUUGCCUUCAAUCCUCUUUUCGUGCUAAAAAAGCUAGGCAGUUGUAUAAAACCAUGGUUGCUGCACGGUGCAUACAAUCGUUCUUACAAAUGUGCAUGGAGAGGAGGCGUUUUCUUGAAAAGAAAGCAGCAGCAAUAGCGAUCCAGUCUAUGUUCCGAUGCCAAAGAACAAGGACUCGCUAUACAUUGAUUCGGAGUUCAGCAGUUGCUAUUCAGAGGUGGUACAGAGCAUGUCACAGGGCUCGUUUACAGAAAGCAGAGUAUUCUGCUCGAAGACAAGCAGUAGUAAUUAUUCAGUCUGCCUUCCGUGGUAUGAAAGCAAGAAAAAUAGCGAGACGCAUACGAGCUGCAAGAAAGAUUCAGUCAUUUCUUCAGAUGGCUGUGCAGCGUAGAAAAUUUAUUCAAAUUAGAACAGCAGCUAUUACGUUACGAGCCUAUUACUUAAUGCGUAAAACUAAAUCACAGUAUACAAGCUAUAAAAAAGCAGCAGUUGUCUUACAACGAUGCUACCGAUCCCACUUGGCUGUGAAAUACCAAAGAAUGACUUACUUGCAGACCCGGAGGAACAUUAUCAUUGUGCAGGCUAGAGUCAGAGGAUUCAUCGAAAAGAAGAGGUUUCACAAAAUUAAGGAAAGCACAAUAAAAAUUCAGGUACUUUUGAAUGUAUAG